Messenger RNA from Zeugodacus cucurbitae (melon fly), 2150 nucleotides. RefSeq names its product 2',5'-phosphodiesterase 12. Gene Ontology annotation, molecular function: 3'-5'-RNA exonuclease activity. Gene Ontology annotation, biological process: nuclear-transcribed mRNA catabolic process, deadenylation-dependent decay. The transcript is spliced from 6 exons. Gene Ontology annotation, cellular component: mitochondrion. The record is from RefSeq and is a predicted model, not a curated record. NCBI's taxonomy places the organism in Eukaryota, Metazoa, Arthropoda, Insecta, Diptera, Tephritidae. Bases 187 to 2085 code for a protein of 632 amino acids.
GUUUAUUGUUAUUAUAUUGUGUAGACGUAAAGUGACAUAAAAGCAUUUAGGCUAAUUUCAUAAAAUUAUUGUAUGCAUAUGUAUCACAUGUUUGUUGUAAUUUAGUUAAAUGUUUCUGGUUAUUUUGUGCAAUUUCGUGAAUACCAGAAUUACUGCGUCAUAUGAACCAUAUUUAGUUAACGCUCCAUGCUGCUAACAUUUUCAAAAUCGUCAAUUAGAUUGGUUUACGCCACAACUGGGCCACGACGGAUUGUCACCAGCUCAUUAGAUCUCAAACUAAACCAUUAUUGGAAUUUCAUUUGGUAUUCAAAUUAUCGCACAGCUUACGCGCAUCGAACUAAAUACGAAAUGGAUAAAGUAUAUUUACGUCAUGAUGGGUCCAACCAAGACCUUCAUAUUAACUUUAGGUUUACCAAUGAAGAUGUACGAGUGGAUAGAGAUUUCAACUUUUGUCGUAAAAUGACUGAAAAUAUAGAAGAUGCUCUAGUACGUAUACGGAAUAAUAUAGAAAAGGAAUUGAGUAAAAAAUCGAAAAAGAGCAAAAAGAAAGGAAUGGCUCAAGUACAAGAACCUGUAACCAACACUUGUGAUGAGGUUCUUGUGGAAAUUGUUCGUUCUGAAUUAUGUAAAAAGGUUGAAAAUAUGACUUUUGAGAAACUAUUGGAAACAGAAACUAAUGACUUGAAAUUACGUGUGAUGAAUAAAAACUAUGAAAUAGUGUACAAUUUACCUUGGGUAUUAAAUUUAACUUUGCCCACAAAUAUACUAGCUGGGUUCAGAGUUUACCCGAGUAAAGUAGAAUUACAGUUUGCAGAUCGUAAGCAUAGUAUUGGAAAAUGGUAUAAAACAAAAAUGCCACCUAGCGGAGAUUUAAUUCGUGGGACUAAAUGGAUAGAGUGCGGGAACGGAUUUUACUAUGUUACCAGUAACAAUGAUAUAGGAUACUAUUUAAAGUUUUCGUUAACACCUGGAAAUGAGGCUGGUCAAUAUGGCCCACAAGUUGAACAGAUUUCUAAAAAUGAAGUACAAGCAGGACCAGGUCAAUGUCCGUUUGAGACGAGACACUCUUUUACCAAAAAUCGGUUGAGAGGUGAUUAUUUUCGAGUGGUUUCCUAUAAUAUUUUAGCUGAUCUAUAUGCUGACAGUGAUUAUACACGAACUCACCUUUUCCCUUACUGCCCACCAUAUGCGUUAAAAAUCGACUACCGGAAGCAAUUAUUCAUGAAGGAAAUAAUUGGUUACAAUGCUGACAUCAUUUGCUUGCAGGAAGUUGAUUUAAAAAUAUUUGAUCUAGAACUGAAAAAUAUCUUAGAAUCCGACGAACUAGAUUAUAAAGGUGUCAUUGCUCAGAAAGGCACUUGUGGAGAGGGUGUGGCAAUAUUUUACUUGAAAUCCCGUUAUAAUUUACUUCAUAAAUAUGAACUUAACAUUGGGGAAAAUAUACGUACACUCCCGCAGUUUGCGGAAUUAUGGCAACAAAUUCAAAAUAACACGAAGCUUGUGGAACGAAUUUGCGAUAGGUCAACAACGCUGCAAGUAUUGGUGCUAAGGUGUAAUGAGAGUGGGCGUCAUUUAUUAGUUGCGAACACGCACCUCUAUUUCCACCCAGAUGCGGAUCAUAUUAGGCUAUUACAAAUAGGUUUUGCUAUGUUGUACGUCGAGCAUAUAUAUAACGAUACCAUAACUAAACUAAAUUUGUCCGAUCGUCGAGAGCUUUCAUUGCUAUUUUGUGGCGAUUUUAACAGUGUUCCGGAAUGUGGCAUUUAUAAAUUAAUGGUGGAAGGAAAUGUGGGCAAAGACUUCAUUGAUUGGACAAGCAAUACCGAUGAGGCAGUACAAAAUGUUUCCCUUUCUCAACCUUUUAAAAUACAAUCUGCAUGCGGUACACCUCCUUACACGAAUUUUACACAUGCAUUUGCAGCCUGUCUUGACUAUAUAUUUUAUCAAAGCGAUCACUUGGAUGUUCACCAGGUGGUGCCAUUGCCAACUGAAGAGGAGCUGAAAUGCCAUACUGCCAUACCAUCUGUGGUUUUCCCCUCCGACCAUGUGGCUCUAGUUGCAGAUCUGAGGUUUAAAUCGUUAUAAACUUAUUUAAGUUUAGCUUUGAAGAACUUGUAAUCAUGAAAGUGAAUAAAUUUUAUACAGUUUAA